This is a messenger RNA of Fulvia fulva, 1923 nucleotides long. Its product is annotated as Transcription factor SKN7. The coding region runs from base 1 to 1923 and encodes 640 amino acids. Gene Ontology annotation, molecular function: phosphorelay response regulator activity; DNA-binding transcription factor activity; sequence-specific DNA binding. Lineage: Eukaryota; Fungi; Ascomycota; Dothideomycetes; Mycosphaerellales; Mycosphaerellaceae. Gene Ontology annotation, biological process: regulation of DNA-templated transcription; phosphorelay signal transduction system. The record is from RefSeq and is a predicted model, not a curated record. The transcript has 6 exons.
AUGGACAGCCAAGGUGGCUCGUCCGCCAAUAACAGCAGCGACUUUGUUCGCAAGCUGUACAAGAUGUUGGAGAACCCGCAAGACGAAAGUGUAGUACGGUGGGGAAACGAGGGCGACAGCUUCGUGGUGUUGGAGAAUGAGAAGUUUACCAAGCACAUUCUGCCGAAACACUUCAAGCACUCGAACUUUGCCAGCUUCGUUCGCCAGCUGAACAAGUACGACUUUCACAAAGUACGGCAUAACAAUGAAGAAGGAGGGACGUCGCCGUAUGGCCUUGGAGCAUGGGAGUUCAAGCACCCCGAUUUCAAGAUGAACAACAAAGAUGCCCUCGACAACAUCCGGCGAAAAGCGCCAGCUCCUCGAAAAGCGAAUGCGAUUACAGAUGAGAUGGUUCCGACCCAGCAGAUGGAUCUGGUCAACACACAGCUGGUCGCAACACAGCAACAACUACAACAGCUUCAGGAGAGAUACAACGAGCUCAAUAUGCACCAUUCAAUGCUGCUACAGGAGCUGAUCGGAGUGCAAAAGACGGUGGUCAAUCAUGAGCACGUGAUGCAAUACGUCAUGAACUUCUUGAACACAGUGGAUGCGCAGCGAAGGCGUGAAAGCAAGGUCCUCACCAACAGCAACCCAUUCGCACAAACGAGCAAUACCCAAGCGAAUGGCACAACCACGCCCGGGUCACAAGCGACCUCCGUACCACCGAUCGAUGAGGAUGCGCCAGCCUCACCCCUUCAGCAUGCCUCGAAGCUUUUGAACGAGGUCAAUGCAGACCACUUACUGAACACGCGGAAUCUGGAACAGAUGAACGAAGCACAGCUGCGGUCGAAUCAUGCCCUGACGACACCACCACCAGAUCUGGCACGCAACGGUACACGAUCAUCCAGUAGAGGUGCACAUCCACAUUCGGCAGCAUCAUCGAGCUCGGCUGGCGGAUACGAUCUGGACACUCUGGUAUAUCCCAUCGGACAUACACAAGGUAUCGACCCUAUGUACAGCGAGCAUGUCAACAACAUUCCUUAUCCUAUGCCUUCGAAAGGACCAGAUGGCAGCUUCCAACCACCGCCAGUACCCGAAGUACGGAAGAAGAGCACACAGGUCGAUCCUGGCUGGAUCAGGCAGCCACAGAUCCUCCUCGUUGAAGAUGACCAGACUUGCAGACGCAUUGGCGGGAAGUUCUUGUACGCUUUCCACUGCUCUAUCGACAGUGCUCUUGACGGUUUAGAGGCUGUGAACAAACUCAAUUCAGGCGCCAAGUAUGAUCUCGUCCUUAUGGACAUCAUUAUGCCUAACCUGGAUGGUGUCUCUGCCACACAUCUUGUUCGGCAAUUCGACAACACAACACCCAUCAUCGCCAUGACCUCCAACAUUCGGAGUGACGAUAUCUCUAUGUACUUCCAGCACGGCAUGAACGAUGUCUUACCCAAGCCAUUUACAAAGGAGGGCUUGCUCAGCAUGUUGGAGAAGCAUCUAUCACAUCUCAAGAAACAACCGGGUUCUCUCGAGAUCAUGCCUCCGCCACUGAACUCCGCCAAGAGAAGUCUGAAAAGUGAAGAUUCGCCCGCGACAUCGCCUGCCACUGGUAGUAAUUGGAACUCACCUAAUCAACUCACGGCCGGUUCUCCAGCAGGGAGUGGCAUUGGCGAAGAGAACUACAUUCCGGCCGCGCCAUAUGGUCAACCUGCCAUGCAACACGGCCCGCCACCACACAUCUACGCAACAGCGCCUCCAGGUGCUCUGGCAAUGCCUCCACGGCCCGGCCAGCCCAUGGUACAAGGGCUUCCGCCUCGGCGAGACAUCUCGCAGAUCUCUGGUGGACCUGAGCUGGCGCAAGAUGCGAAACGGCCAAUGUACGCCCCUCCUCCACCUGGCAUGAUGGGACAGCCGCUACAACAUCCAAUGCAGCGGCCACCUGGGCGAUGA